UAGAAAUUAAUAUUUAGGAAUUCGUACUGAAUUAAAAUCACAAGAUGUCAAAUAGUAAAUGUGUUAAACAAUUGCGCAAAAAUUAUGUGAAAGAACAGCAAGAAAUGUCACAUUCGGAAAAGUUGCGAUUGAUAGAUGAUGAAUUGAAUGCAUUUUACAAAUACUGUCAACAAGCUGGUUUCACGGAAGAGGAAAUGGAUAUUAUUUGUCAACCAUUAGUAGCUGCAAUGCGACGUUCUUGGCUGCAACUUGUUUUCCGUGGAACGCUUGUUCUAAUUAUUCUUGGCACUUUGGCUUGCUUAGCAGCCCAACUUGAUUUUGUUGGAACACAUUUUACUGCAAUCAGUCGUCUUUUACUAAUUAAAGUUCUACCAAUCUGGAAUUGGCAACCCUUGUACUAUGAAAAUUGUAUGAUCAAUAAUCCUUUUUAUAAUGAUUACAUGAUAACUGAAGAAGAUUGUGUGACUUGUGAAGCUUUAGAAACCAUUGAUCGUUUGUCAGAUGUGAGAUACCGUAAUCUUGUUGAUAAUUAUUUAAGCAGGGAUGCACCUGCCAUUAUUACAGAUGCAAUGGAUUCUUGGGCAGUUAUGAACACAGAUUACUUUUGGUUUGAUAACAUUACUCAUCUUUAUUUAGAAAACGAGCGCUUAAUGGAAACAGUACCUUGUGCUUUAACCUCCAAUUUAAGAACUGGUUCAUCUGAUUUGGCAGCAUUUUUACGUCGGGUACAUUCACCUGAAGUAGCUAAAUGGUUCGUUCAUUGGCAAAACUGUGAUAUCAAUGCAGUAAAGGUGUUGAGAAAAUAUUACCAACGCCCAUACUUCCUUUCAAGUACUGUCUCACCAGCGCAUUUUAAUUGGGUGCUUAUGUCCUCGGAUUACAAUAGUCCGAGUUAUAAAAAAGUCGAACUAGAUUCAGGUCUUAUAGCCUUAGCUCAAUUACGUGGAGCUACGCAACUUCGUUUGACUCCUAUAAAUCCUUGUAAUAGUUCUUGCCCCGAACUAAUAGCAGAUUUGCAUCAAGGCGAGAUGCUUGUUUUUACUAAUCUAAUGUGGACUCUGGAAUAUGCGCCAAUGAGAGGAUUGGACAAUAUCGCAAUCUUGACCGAAACCGUUUGGGAGGAGGAUACAUAA
Molecule: messenger RNA, 1133 nt
Organism: Eufriesea mexicana
Lineage: Eukaryota; Metazoa; Arthropoda; Insecta; Hymenoptera; Apidae
Exons: 5
Coding region: 45-1133 (362 amino acids)
Source: RefSeq, a predicted model, not a curated record